Hyaena hyaena (striped hyena) is the source of this 1732-nucleotide messenger RNA. RefSeq names its product hyaluronidase-4. Gene Ontology annotation, biological process: hyaluronan catabolic process; carbohydrate metabolic process. Gene Ontology annotation, molecular function: hyalurononglucosaminidase activity. The transcript has 4 exons. The record is from RefSeq and is a predicted model, not a curated record. Lineage: Eukaryota; Metazoa; Chordata; Mammalia; Carnivora; Hyaenidae. The coding region runs from base 112 to 1557 and encodes 481 amino acids.
GUGAAGCCUUCCCAUCUAAAGUGAAUCGCUGCUCUAUUUUUUGCUCUGCCAUUACUGCCUUCCAAGGCCUUCCACAGUACAUUAAAGAAGAAGAUAAGGUUUUAUCUUAUCAUGAAAGUAUUAUCGGAAGGACAAUUAAGGUUUUGUGUUAUUCAAACUGUACAUCUCACAUCAUGGCUGCUCAUACUCUUUAUUCUGAAGUCUAGCUCUUCUCUAAAACCUGCUCGACUUCCAGUUUAUCAAAGGAAACCUUUUAUAGCUGCUUGGAAUGCGCCAACGGAUCAGUGUUUGAAAAAAUACAAUAUAAGACUAAAUUUGGGAAUGUUUCAGCUGAUUGGAAGCCCACUGGCUAAGGCCAGGGGGCAGAAUGUCACCAUAUUUUACGUCAACAGGUUGGGAUACUAUCCGUGGUAUACAUCACAGGGGGUUCCCAUUAAUGGGGGUCUCCCUCAGAACAUAAGUCUGCAAGUACAUCUAAAGAAAGCUGACCAAGAUAUUAGUUAUUAUAUCCCUGCUGAAGAUUUCAGUGGACUUGCUGUUAUCGACUGGGAAUAUUGGCGACCCCAGUGGGCCCGUAACUGGAACACAAAAAACGUCUAUAGACAGAAGUCAAGAAAUCUGAUUUCUGAUAUGCAAGUGAAUGUAUCAGCUACUGAUAUUGAAAAAAUAGCCAAAGCAGCAUUUGAAGAAAGUGCAAAAGCUUUCAUGAAGGAAACCAUCGAAUUGGGAAUGAAGAGUAGACCCAAGGGCCUCUGGGGUUAUUAUUUAUAUCCCGAUUGCCACAAUUAUAAUAUUUAUGCCCCGAAUUACACUGGGUCAUGCCCUCAAGAGGAAGUUUUGAGAAACAAUGAGCUCUCUUGGCUCUGGAAUAGCAGUGCUGCUUUGUAUCCUUCUCUUGGUGUCCGAAAAUCUCUUAGAGACAACAAAAACGUUUUGCGCUUCUCACAAUUUCGGGUGCAGGAAUCUAUGAGGAUCUCCACCAUGACAUCCCAUGAUUAUGCUCUGCCUGUGUUCAUCUACACGAGGCUAGGCUACAGAGAUGAACCUUUAUUUUUUUUUUCUAAGCAAGACCUAAUCAGUACCAUUGGAGAAAGUGCUGCCUUGGGAGCUGCAGGCAUGGUUAUCUGGGGAGACAUGAAUUUAACUUCAUCUAAGGGUAACUGUACAAAGGUGAAGCAGUAUCUGAGUUCUGACUUAGGGAGCUACAUAGUCAACGUGACAAGAGCUGCUGAGAUCUGCAGCCUUCACCUCUGCAAGAGUAACGGGAGAUGUUUAAGGAAGAUAUGGAACUCCUCGGAUUACCUUCACUUGAACCCUGCAAGUUACUACAUAGAAGCCUCUGAGGAUGGAGAAUUUACUGUGAAAGGAAAAGCAUCUGAUACAGACCUGAAAGUGAUAGAGGAGAAAUUUUCCUGUCAUUGUUAUCAGGGAUAUGAAGGAGCUGACUGCAGAGAAAUGAAGACACUGGAUGGCCGCUCUGGGCUCUUCUCUUUUUCUGGCUCACUAAUAACACUAUGCCUGCUGGUUUUAGCAGGUUAUCAAAGCAUUCGGUGGUGAGAUAAUUGAGUCUGAAGGGAAUUGUAUGGCCUGUAAUCACUUAGAGAAGAGAGGAAAGCUAGGACAGUUUUUCUCUCUUAUGAAAUCCAUUGAGAGGUAUCAUAAGUAGACAUUAUGUAUGUCACGUAACAUAAACAGGGACAUACUGCUUUAUUUGACUCCGAUUUGGCUGAGA